ACGGACAUCCCUACGUGAAUGUCAAAAUUUUAAUAUAACGCGAAUUCGGUUCAUUUUGUAAUGUUUGUGUAAAGUCAUUUAAUUUAAAUCUAAGCGAUUUCAAAACAGUUUUGUUCAGAGAGUUUGGUCGCAAUGGAUGCAGUUACGUCAAGCACUGACAAAAGCCUUCAACAAAAUCCAGCUGUUAGGCGUCGUCAGAUGCGCCAAAAAGUGUUGAAUCGUAUUCGAAAAGUUAAUAUCAAAAAUAAAACAUCAAAAUAUUUUUAUUAUUUUACUUACGAGAUUGCUGUGGAUGUGACAAACAAGCAAAAAUCGGAUGCGUCCAGUUAUUUUUUUAAUGGAGAACCCUGCGAUGGAGAUGAGCAGUUUCUUAAACAAAUGAAGCGUAGUGUAUUUGUUGGUAAUUUGACUGCUGGUACGCGAAAAUCCGAGAUAAAAGAACUUUUUGAUAGCUAUGGUAAAGUAAUGAGCAUUCAAAUUAAAACUAGAAAUGGAAAAUCCGUUGUUGGUCGUCAACACGUCUCACUGUACAGUCCAAUAAUUGUUUUCGUUCAGUACAGUAAAAAAGAGGAAGCGACACUUGUGUGUAACGCGAAAGAUGUAAAGUUUCCCGUAAAACUAGCGGAUUGCAAUUUACAAUACGAAAAAGAAAACUGCGUUAGAAUAAAUAACGUUGAUCCCAAAAUAACAAAAUUUGAGUUGUUGGAAUACUUCAAAUGCUUCGGAACAGUUCUCAAUAUAUCACUGGAAACUAAUAAUGGUUCAUUGAUACUUACGGACAAAGAGUAUGAAAAGUUGGCUUGUGUUUGUUGCUAUGUGCGUUUUAGUAGAAGAUUUGAAGCUAAAGCAGCUAAGGAGAUGAACGGCCUCAUUUUUAGGGAUCGCAAGUUACGAGUAGAACUAGCUUACCAAAAACACUGUGAUCCAAACAAAAUGAGCAACAAUAUGCUGAGAAUGUUUUUUCAAUCAGUUGGCGAUGUAGUCGCCUUGGAUCAAAUUCCACACCAACACAUGGGAUAUGUGUGUUACAAAAAUCCUUUGCCAACGGAAACUACAAAACGUCUUAAUCAGCGGAUAUUCCGCAAUAAAAUCAUUCAGUUUGAAAAACUUGACAUAGGAAAUAUUAUAAAGGGUCAAAAACAAAGUAAAUCUUUAAGCGAACCAGGACACCUUACCAUUGGCAGCAAUAGCAUCAUCACAGAAAUUGUUGAUAAACUUACACCAUCAUCAUCUUCAACCGUAGGAGCCCCUGAGUUAACUAAUAAAAGAACAAAAAUCAAAACCGUUCCAAAGAGAGUUGGAAAUACAGGCAGUGGACUAUCAAAAUCUAAUGGCAUAGCGAAAAAGAAAGUGCCUCGUAAAAAUGUUGCAACAAUUUCGAAAUUAAAAUCUGUGGACCAAAAAAACAUUUUCACAGAGGAGGUUCCACGAUAAACCGCUGUUUUCCACCAUUCAUUGUAUUAAAGUCUAUAUUAAUGGCUAGUAACGUAUCAGUUUUAUCAUAAGAAUGAAAAAAAUCUAAGUGGCAUAAACAUAUACGUUUUGUUACUGAAAAAUAAAUUCAACAUAUAUUAUCAUUAGAUCACAAAUCAAUAUAUUUUUAAACCUCCCCCAUCUUCGUGAAAUCAAUUUAGGUACCGUUCAAAAAGGUUAUUGAAUAAUCCCAACACAGACAAAAAAAGUAAAAAGUGAAAUGGAGGAAAAAUGCCAACAUUUGGUGAAAAAACGCGAUACGGUAAAGGGGCCAUCCACAUACCACGUGGACAGAUUUUUAACGAUUUUGCCCCCUCCCGCCGUCGACAAAUGCCCAUAUAAAUUCUUUUUUUUCUUGUAGGGACCGUGGACAUUACACAACCCCCCCCCCCCCCCCCAAGCUGUCCACGUGGUAUGUGGAUGGCCCCAAACAGAAAAGUGCAACUCGCCUCGCCCGCGGUCACUGACGAGGCGAGCAAAAUGUUGUAUCAGGGAACGCGAGUGAAACUUGGCUGGUAACAGUUGAGUGACAGAAGAGCUACUCCUCCAAAAUCCGACCGACUCGCCAUCUGCAAUACCAAAAUUGGUUAGACGAGUAACUCGCCGCUUGCUUCGUCUUCUUUAAUAUGAGCCAUGCUACUACCCGCCAUUUUCUUUCUUAUAUGGGUGUUGGGUCGUCAUUCAUUCAAGGGGAGCGAAAAGUGAGUAAAUAAUUGAAUACAUAUAAUGAUAUUAUCAAUUGUUGGCAAAAGCUUUUCAACAUCAGAAAAAAGAAUUAUAAGUUUCCAUUAAACUCUACUAGAAAUUUGAGAAGUAACUGGUACAUAUAAGCACUAAUGAUGAUUGUUAGUAUGUCGCAAUCGAAAUACGUAUUUGUACGGACUAGUAAUAUUGUAAAUAUUUACUUCUCAAAUUUCUAGUAGAGUUUAAUGGAUACUUAUAAUUCUUUUUUCUGAUUUCAUAAAGGAAGUUGUUCUUUAAAGAGUUAUGAAAUUAAAAAUCUAGAAAAUAAAACUACAAGGUAUAUAGCUAGGGGUUGUAUGAAAUGGUGACGUAGGACUAAAUGUAUAUAUUAAAUGCUGCGAUAAACUGUUCAUAGGCAACACUACCGUUUAUAUUUGAUGAUCGUUAUUCGCGUUGACGGUGUUGCUGAUAUUUUUUUGGUUUUUGCAUGCGAAAAAGAAGGAAGAAAAUAUUUUUGCUUUUGUCAUCACGCACAUUUUGACAGUUACAUAUGAGUGUUCACGUAGGUGCGAACAGCCUUCGAGAUCUCUUUCAACGCGAAUAACCCGAAUUGUAAAACUAACGAUGCAUGAAUACAUGGAAAUUUUACCCUAGUAGUAGUUGUGAAAAUUCUCAUAACUCUUAUCUUCAA
This is a messenger RNA of Wyeomyia smithii (pitcher-plant mosquito), 2848 nucleotides long. RefSeq lists its product as uncharacterized. NCBI's taxonomy places the organism in Eukaryota, Metazoa, Arthropoda, Insecta, Diptera, Culicidae. The transcript is spliced from 4 exons. Bases 133 to 1434 code for a protein of 433 amino acids. Gene Ontology annotation, molecular function: RNA binding. The record is from RefSeq and is a predicted model, not a curated record.